Messenger RNA from Oncorhynchus masou masou (cherry salmon), 1398 nucleotides. RefSeq lists its product as uncharacterized. The coding region runs from base 1 to 1398 and encodes 465 amino acids. The record is from RefSeq and is a predicted model, not a curated record. The transcript has a single exon. Lineage: Eukaryota; Metazoa; Chordata; Actinopteri; Salmoniformes; Salmonidae.
AUGAGAGGUGCUCUUCUUUCUCCUCCCUCUUUCCUCCCUUCUCACACCCCCACCCUUCUCAUACACCCCCACCCAUCUCACACCCCACCCUUCUCAUACAUCCCCACCCAUCUCACACCCACCCUUCUCAUACACCCCACCCGUCUCACACCCCACCCUUCUCACACCCCCACCCUUCUCAUACACCCCCACCCGUCUCACACCCCCAACCUUCUCAUACACCCCCACCCCACCCUUCUCACACCCCACCCUUCUCAACCCCCACCCUUCUCACACCCCCACCCAUCUCUCCCCCCACCCUUCUCAACCCCCAACCUUCUCACAACCCACCCUUCUCACACCCCACCCUUCUCACACCCCACCCUUCUCAACCCCCAACCUUCUCACAUCCCACCCUUCUCACACCCCACCCUUCUCACACCCCACCCUUCUCACACCCCCACCCUUCUCACACCCACCCUUCUCACAUCCCACCCUUCUAACAUCCCAACCUUCUCACACAUCCCACCCUUCUCACAUCCCAACCUUCUCACACACCCCACCCUUCUCACACCCCCACCCUUCUCACACCCCACCCUUCUCACAUCCCACCCUUCUCACACCCCACCCUUCUCACACCCCACCCUUCUCACACCCCCACCCUUCUCACACCCCACCCUUCUCACACCCACCCUUCUCACCCCCACCCUUCUCACACCCACCCUUCUCACAUCCCAACCUUCUCACACCCCACCCUUCUCACACCCCACCCUUCUCACACCCCCACCCUUCUCACACCCCCACCCAUCUCACACCCACCCUUCUCACACCCCACCCUUCUCACACCCCACCCUUCUCACACCCCCACCCUUCUCACACCCCCAACCUUCUCACACCCACCCUUAUCACACCCCACCCCUCUCACACCCCACCCUUCUCACACCCCCACCCUUCUCACACCCCACCCUUCUCACACCCACCCUUCUCACGUCCCACCCUUCUCACGUCCCAACCUUCUCACGUCCCAACCUUCUCACGUCCCACCCUUCUCACACCCACCCUUCUCAUACACCCCACCCGUCUCACACCCCACCCUUCUCACACCCCCACCCUUCUCAUACACCCCCACCCGUCUCACACCCCCAACCUUCUCAUACACCCCCACCCCACCCUUCUCACACCCCACCCUUCUCAACCCCCACCCUUCUCACACCCCCACCCAUCUCUCCCCCCACCCUUCUCAACCCCCAACCUUCUCACAUCCCAACCUUCUCACACCCCACCCUUCUCACACCCCACCCUUCUCAACCCCCAACCUUCUCACAUCCCACCCUUCUCACACCCCACCCUUCUCACACCCCACCCUUCUCACACCCCCACCCUUCUCACACCCACCCUUCUCACAUCCCACCCUUCUAA